Molecule: messenger RNA, 1139 nt
Organism: Lucilia sericata (common green bottle fly)
Lineage: Eukaryota; Metazoa; Arthropoda; Insecta; Diptera; Calliphoridae
Exons: 5
Coding region: 218-982 (254 amino acids)
Biological process (GO): melanocyte differentiation
Source: RefSeq, a predicted model, not a curated record
AAGUAAUCUAUCUGAAAAGUGUAUCAGUGCGAUGGUGAAGAUUCUUUAGAGAAGAACAUAAGAAAAUAAACAAAACACAUUCAUUAUUCCACUCAUUAUUAUUUUAGAACAAAAGUGAAAUCUGUGUUAUUUCGAAACGGAACAAAGAUAAUAAAUUCAAUAAUUGAUAUUUUACAUAUGUAUAUUAUGUAGUUUAUAGAAAAAAUAACUAAAUACAAUGGAUAAUUUAUAUGAAAAUUACUACGAUGCAAACAAAAAGCAGUUAAACCUAUCGCAUCGUAAUUUGAGAUGUCUUGACUCUGCCACUGUUGCGUCAUAUGCACAUUGUACUGAAUAUUUAGAUUUAAGUCAUAAUCGUAUUAACAAUCUAACAUGGCUCUAUGAAUUUCCCCAUUUAAAAUGUCUAAUCAUGGAUGACAAUCGUUUGAGAGAGGCACAUUUUGAAAAACUACAGAGGCCAUUGACCAAUUUACACACUUUAAUGUUAAACAAAAAUGAGUUGAGUGAUUUGCAAUCGACAGCAAGCAUUUUACAGCGUAUUUUUCCCAAUGUGGAGUACUUAAGUUUGCAUGGCAAUGCCAUGUGUCCCGAUAAUUUAUUACUGCAGCCAUUCUGUGAAUUUGUGCCGUAUGAAUAUAAUCAUUAUAGAACCGUUCUACUGCAUUCAUUGCCAAAUUUAAAAUUUCUUGAUCAUUUUUCUUUGGAUACUGCUGUGCAUUUAAAAACUUCUGCACAAACUAAUCAACUACAAGAGCAACAUCGACACCAGUCUUUACAAAAACAAAAACAACACCAACAACAACUUUUGACAUCAACUCCCAAAGAUUUGUGGUCGAAAUUAAAAAGUUUUCUAACAGCCAAUUCAACUAGAACGACAACAGAAUUCUCAACUAUUAGAAACAACAAUUGUGCAGUGCUUUGUGCUUCUUCCCCAUCUGAACAAACCUAUAGUGGUAUACACUCGGAGGGUAUCGUUAUAUAACAAAUUCCGAUUUAUAAGGAAAAUGCUGCAUACUACAGAGAUUUUAUUUAACAAAGAUUAUAAAGACUUUAAUAAUACGAAUACAUACUUAAUUUAUUUUACGGUUUUAUUAAAAUAAUAUAAUUUUGAGUAAACAUUUUUAAAAUGUCCGUUAUUA